UCCUCGUUUGCAGUAAACAGGAGAAUAUAAGGGCUUUGACAUUUGAAAGCUCUCUCGAUGCUUAUUUUACAGCUCUUUCUGGCAAAAACUUCAAAUGUUUAUGUAGAAUUUCAAGGAAUCAGAAGUUCUAGAGAACUGUAUCCACGAUGUCACAGGCAACCAAGCGCAAACACGUUGUCAAGGAGGUGCUUGAGGACUACGUCACACCUACAGAGAAGCAGCAGAUCAUGAAAAUACUGGGUUGCCCAGGGAAUAACCUACAUGAGGCGGUAACAGACAGUGGAGAACGGUUUCUCAUCAGCAUGCCCACAAAGUUCCGAAAGAACAUUUGGAUCAAAAGAGGUGAUUUUGUGAUUGUGGACCCUAUUGAAGAGGGUGAUAAGGUCAAAGGAGAAAUCAGCUUUAUUCUCUAUAAGGACCAUAUCCAGUAUCUGUACAAACAGGGUGUCUGGCCAAAAGGAUUCCAAGCAAAUCACACCUCAGAUGAAAGCCAAGAACAAGAGAAGGAGAAGACAGAAAACAAAGAGGAGGAGGCAGAGAGUGGUAAUAGUGACUCAGAGGAAGACGACAGUGACCUAUUUGUCAACACAAAUCGCACCAAGUAUCAAUACAGUGAGAGUGAGGAAGAAACCGAUGAAGAUGAAAAUGAGGAGGAAGAGGCUGAAGAGGAGGGUGCUUAAAAUACCACGUUGAGCUCAACACUGCACACUGAGAAUAGUCAGGGGAUGAAUAUUAAAUCGAAUGCCUGAAUAUUUCCUCUUAUUGUUUAGAUAUUGCAAAUGUUGCAUUACAGUGUUUGAUAAUCACAUUCAGUUUCAUAGACUGCAGUUUCCAUUAGGAAUCCAAAUUUAAGACAACAACCACCCCAAAGUCCACUGCUAUAUGUAUACUUACUACCAAGUGUAAAUUUACUGUAUAAAACCUGACUACAAUGUCUCAACCCAAACCUAGAGCUCUCUACCAUCACUGGCCCUGCCAGCACAGAGAUGUGCAGUACUGUUGCUCAAGAAGUACUGAUGCCUCAAUCAUGGUUUCAAGAUUAAGCUCAAACGAUUAUUUCUUAAUUUGAAGCAACCAUUCCCAUAAUAAUUUCUUACUUAAGUGCAGUUAUGCAGAAAUGACUUUUCUGACAACAAACUGAAAGCUUGUAACUUAAUUCUUGUAAAUAUUACACUGUAAUAAAUAU
Chanos chanos (milkfish) is the source of this 1186-nucleotide messenger RNA. RefSeq names its product eukaryotic translation initiation factor 1A domain containing (gene eif1ad). Lineage: Eukaryota; Metazoa; Chordata; Actinopteri; Gonorynchiformes; Chanidae. The record is from RefSeq and is a predicted model, not a curated record. Gene Ontology annotation, biological process: translational initiation. Gene Ontology annotation, molecular function: RNA binding; translation initiation factor activity. The coding region runs from base 147 to 680 and encodes 177 amino acids. Gene Ontology annotation, cellular component: nucleus. The transcript has 5 exons.